ACUGCGCAGGAUAUCUGUCUGACAACACCUGUUUGCCUAUGACACUAUGGUGCUACACAUCGCUAAUCGGCAUAAAUAGCCGAACGCAGGAAACACAAGCGAACGUGACUUCGGUGACUUGCACGCAUUGCGAUUAAGUAAAUCGGUGGUGUCGUGGGUGGGGCAGUUCUGCUGACUAGCAAUAUGAAUCUCGAGCAGGCGCAAGAUAAAUUUGAUCAGCUCCUCGACCAAAUCGAUCCUGCAAACUCAGCAGAGUUCAUACUUUGGAUACAGAGGAGAUACCUGACGGCAAACUGUGCAGGCCACCAGGUGGCCGAAGCUCAUCACAAGCUGAGCCAAAUCUCCGAGUACCUCAGGACCGUUGUACCCGGAAAUGCAGUUCUUCCUUCUGAAAGCAUAAUUGUGCCAAAAAAGGGAGAGAAUGCAGACUGUGACCCUGCAACGACUGUACACGUUGAUGCAUUCCUUUAUGAUGACCAAGCCAUUGAUGAGUUGGUUGAAGAAGGAAAACUCAGCCGGAACUACUGUAAAGCUUGUGGUUCUCAUGAGACAGCACCCCUCACGUUCAUUUCGCACUCUGCCUCAGCUCGCAGAGCAGAAUUCAUUUUCAGAGAGAUUUUGCCAUACUUGAAAGACAAGUCCGUACUUGAUGUGGGCUCCAGGCUGGGCGUCAUGCUCUAUGCUGCCCAUGCAUUUACACCAGCUAAUCCAAUUAUUGGUGUUGAGAUGAAUCCUGACUUGUGCCAAAUUCAAGAAGCUGCCGUCAAGCAUUUUCACAUGGAAGACAGAAUCAAGGUCGUCAAUGCGAACGUCAUCACGGUACCUGAGCUCGUCUCCAGCUCUGAUGUUGUGAUCCUCAACAAUGUGUUUGAGUUCUUUACACCCGAGCCAGAACAAGUGGCCCUGUGGCAAUUUCUGAGGCGUACCAUCAAGAAGGGGACCAUCCUUGUCACCGUUCCCAGCCUUGAGGACUCGCUCAAGAAUCUCCAGACUGGAAUAGUCAUAUCGGAGUGGGUCAAACAGCGUUACGUCACCGAUCCCCUGGCCUACAGCUAUGUCAUGGAUCACGAGGAGCUGUCUGAACUCUGCAGCUACGACGUUCUGUGAUGCACUUACUGUGUCUUUCUGACAGUGGUUACUCGGUGAAGUCUUGCGUAUCAAGCUUUUUAUCAGUCUGUUAGAUGCAUUUGAAAUUAAACUCCGUUUUGCAUUGCACCAGUUGGCUCAUAGCUGCAAAACUGCGAUUCCCACAGAAUCAGGAGCACCGAAAACUUGCAGUGAGACUGCUUCUGUCACUGUAUUCUGCAGUUACAUUCCCCUUUGUGCUACAUUAUUUGUUUUCAAUGAAACUUAAUAGUUGUUUCCUCAAUGGGCUGAGGGACAUUUGCUGUUUCAUUCAGUAACGGUAGCCUGCUUAAUUCUAUAGUGCAGUCUGUUUCUGUGACACUCUUAUGUAAUUUGUUUCUGUGACACCCACCCUCACUCCUUGCAUUUUAGUGGAGGCGGAGACGACUUGGUUGUGAAAUUCUUGCUCAGGAAUCAUCAAGGAAUGUCAUUGAAGCGCAGUAGAGACCCGCCAUGGUGGCGUAGCAACUAUGGCGUUGCACUGUUGAGCACGAGGUCGCGGGAUUAAAUCCCGGCCGCAGCGGUUGCACUUCAGUGGGGGCAAAAUGCAAAAACGCCCAUGUCCCAUGCAGUGGGUGCACAUUAAAGAUCCCCAGGUGGUCAAAAUUAAUUUGAAGUCCCCCGCUACGGUGUGCCUCAUGAGCAGACAGUGGGUUUGGCACGUAAAACCCCAGAAUUUAAUGUUUUAUUUAAAUGAAGCACAGCGACCGCUUCGGCUGCCAUCCACCUAAUUCCGUCAAGGUAAAGUGUUGCGUAGAGUAACACGCUAGCAUACUGAAAGACGUAUCUACCACAAAAAGAGCACACACAAAAAACCGUGGAUCCCACGCCCUGUGGGAAUCGAUGUCAUGCGAAGCAGUGUGCGGGGAGCCUACCAAGAUAACGAAAUGACCAUGAGAGCACCAAGAUGUAGGCAGCUGUUUCAUGACCUGACACACAUGUCACGACAUUCAUGCUGUGACCUAUCAUUUAUGUUCGUCAUAUACUCCUGCUAUACUAUGCCAAUUUUGGUACAUACCAGGACGUAGGCGGCUGUUUCAUGACCUUUAUGACACGCACGUCGUGACCUAUCAUUUAUGUUCGUCAUGCACACCUGUCAUACUGUGGCAAUUUCAGUACAUACCAAGUUAACGAAACCACCAUGAGAGCACCACGAUAUAGGCAGCUAGAUAGGUACACUUAAGGUGGCAAAUGUUCGCCAAGAAAUCAUUUGCACUUAAAAGGUGACAUGUUGACGAUGCACUGGCUGCCUUUGUUUCGUCAAUGUGUCUUCCUUAUCUCUUGUGUACUCUUUUUGCGGCAAAUAUGUCUUUCAGCAAGUACCAUCUAGGCCAAGGAUCAGCUAUCUUGUGCUAGAAUACGGGGGUAAAUCUCUCUUUCCUCCGAGGUACACAAUGAAAAAUAUUGUAGCAAGCACACCCUUUGUUGAACUUAGAACAUGACUGCACUGGAAAAUGAAGUGGUCCAAACACUGUGUAUGUGGUGACCAACAAGGCUAGCAGUGAUGUAAACCUGUGAAUUAUGUUUUCUAGUCUCUUUUUGUGUUGCUUACUUCGAGAGAACAAAACUUGCAUACAGAUAGUGCCUCAAUUUCAUGAUAUUAUUACUCUUCAGUAAAUUGGUAUUUUCGAUACUGCGCGUAUGUGGGGACUAGACAUUGUUCUUACCUUUUGCACACUUCAGGGCUGUUUGCAUAAGAAUUCUUUUAUACACGAGUUGAUGUGAAUCGCAACAGAACACAGACCUAACAAAUUAUCAAUUAUAACAAAGUAAAUCUAGAAUGUUUAUUGUUGGUAUGGGCAUGUAAUGAAUAUAUGUUGUUAUGAAUGUUGGUUAUAACAAAGCUAUUUUGUGUUAAGUGAGACUUCGUUACGUGGUUCGACUGUAAUCUGUACACUGUGAAUCCUCCUGUGUUCACAGUGCUAUUGUAUUCUUUCCCACUGUUGCAAAACCUUUUUAAAUUUGAUCAUCUGAAAAAGCAAAAGAGAAAAACUGGGCUGAAAUUUAUGAGUGCAUUGUUUGGCAGCACUUGAUAAUUGACCUGAAGCAAAUUUUUUCAUUGUCAAGCCACGGCUGACACGUUACCGUAAAGCACUAAUGGAUUGGAAAAAAGCAUCAGUGCUUACUGAAUAGUGUACCAGUUUCGUCAAGUUUGUUGUGCAUGGAUUAACCAUCUUCUCACAACAUAAAUAUAAGUAGGUCGGAGUUGUUUUUCUUAAAGCUGGCUGGUGAAGACCUCUUUGCAACCACACUUGAAGUAGGGACGAGCAUAUUGUGUGAUUUUCUAUUGGUGGCUUUGAAAAAUUAACAUCUAGAAACUUAAAAAGAAGAAAGUUGCAGCAGUUUUAUAAGUCAAGUAUGCUUUCACGCUCCUGUUCUGCCGACCUUCUUUUCCUUGUCGUUCUAGGUGCCCUUUCUACAGUGAACCAACUCGCCCAGUUCGCAACUAUUCUCAUGUUAUCAUUCCAUGCACAUUCCAAAGUAAUUGCAGUACUCGUGACUACUGAAAGUACUAUAUGGCCAACUCUGCUUAGGAGCAAUCUUGUAUGUUUUUUCUUAGCUUACAAUAUAUUUUGUACUCAAAUGGCUGUCACCACAAAAAUAAGUUAGCCAUGUUAACUUUAGAUCAAGACUGUCUUUACAAAGAGAGCAUGUGCUAUGUUCAGGAUCAGCAAUACAGACAUCUGAAAAUUGACCUGACUUAGAUUUUAUCCAGCUAUCUUCAUGAGCCCUAUCAUCUGUGCCAGCACAUUGUAGCAAACUGUACGUUAAAAGUCUGGUUAACCUCCCUGCCUUUCUCUCAUUUGCAUCUCUCUCUCUCUCUCUCUCUCUUUUGUCUCCAGAAAGACGGCAUUUGCAUCUGUGUUAAUUUUUCUAUGCUCUCAUACCACUAGCAAAUUAUUCAGAGUAGGUACCAGCAGUGUCAUGACACUGCCCCUUAUUAUUAUGCACUGUAGCAGUUCAUGAAGUUGCCUUAAGACUUCUUCAGGCACUUAUCUUUCCAUUCACAAAUUUCUGUUACUGUUGUAUACUGCAAGAACUGCAACCUUAGCUCAAAGGGGCCCUGAACUACAUUUUAUCGAAGUGGAGAAAGGCAUUUGAAGGGAAAAUGGGCUAUAUCAAAUACUUUGCCACAAAAAUUACUUCAAUGUGUUCAGCAGAAGCUGAGUUAUUGGCAAUCAAACACAGCCUCCCCUGUGCUCCUAUUCCUUCUUCAAUGCCUUGCACUACAAAGGCUAAAGCGUAGAGGGGCAUGCCCACAACGCUCCGCCUUAUAAAUGUCACCGUGGCGCACAGUUCAAAUUUCAUUUUGGAUGUUAACAUAGACGCCACGACUUCUGCCUUUGGUGGCUACGACACGCUAAGCAUAAGCCAAAUGCGAUUGUCCUCAACGAGCCACAGUGCCUUUAGACAGUGGACUCAUGGCGGCACCCUGUGGCAGCCACAGCAUCUACGCCAUGGAGCUGAGUGCAGCUUGAUGUCAACUACCGGCCAAUAGCAUCCGUCUAACAGGGUGACAAAAUAGUGCGUCUAGAAGAGAAUGAGCACAGGGCCUUCUGUUGAAAAGAGAGCGUUCGAGAGAAAGGCGACUUCGCACUCUGCUUGCAAGCUCCACUUACCGCGUAUGACAGCAAAACUUGGCCGAGAUGUUCACAGCAGCGUAUGCUACCUGCAGACUACGUUAUUUCACCAAGCCCGAGGAGUGGUUCAGGGCCCCUUUAACAAACUUCACAGGCCAGUCUCAAAACCUUGACUGUAAUAUGCCUUUGCAAUGCAAAAAAGAUUGGGGAGUGUCAUGCACAAGUGUUCAGCUUGCUUCACUGUAAAGGUUUGCUUUAACUAAAAGGCACAAAUGAUGCUAACCACAUAACCAUGCUUUCCCUUCACUAUAUUAUCAACCAAGCUUUCUCACUUUGUUCAACAUGUUCUAGAGUUUUUUCUUUGCCACACUUCACCACAGACACUGAUGAAGAGAUUGUCUAUCUUAGAGGCUAAAAUAACCUUUGUCACCCUACGUGGUAAUAACAUGAAGAUGUAUAAGAGGCCUAUCCUGUGACCUUCUAUUAGUGUAAGCAGUUCCUAGUCUUUUUAUAGUAUUGAAAUGCAGUACACUUUUUCCUGUUAUAAAUUUUUUUCUCAUUUACAAAGUGCAGAUAGGCCUUUGUUUGUAGCGAGUAGAAAAUUGGAACUGCCUUUGCCUUCAUUUUCGAUAAGUUGGCUUGGCUCGUCUAUUGACAGAACGACGACGGGGUCCAGCCAGCCAUGAUGUAGGCGUAUACGUGGGGGAAAACGCUAUACAAAUAUAAGAAAAGUCUGUACAGCAACACAAACUUAUUGUACCAGCUUCUUUAUUUUCGAAAGUGGUUGAAAAGGUUGAAAUUUAGGCGGUUAGCCACAGUUACACUCACUCCUGUGAAAGCAGAAAGAUGGUAGGCUUUCGCAAUUUACAAGGCGGGCUAUCGCCAUCGCUCUCACUUCUCAGCGUUGCUGGAGGAAACUCUUAUUGUUUUAGAGGCUGCUCAGAUGGAAAAAUUUUGCUGGCAAAACAUCCACACGCUUUUGGAAGUAAUCACUGCAAGUGUAACCAUUACCAAGUUUGACAUUUGCAUUGCACCAUAAAAAACUAAGUCCUUAAAAAUCGGUUGUCAGUCCCUUUAAGAAAAAUUGUGCAACAGCUUCUGCAAGCUCUGAGAUAUAUUGCAACAUCUCUUCUACAGCAAAUCACAUAGAACAUCAAAUGUCCGAUUUGUAGUUUUAACUGGUGUAUGAAGCUAUGCUGUAAAAUAUAACCGAUGUGUGGUGUUAACUUUAGCUCUGACAUUAGUCAAGCCUUUCAGCAAGCAUGCCCAGUAUGCCCAGUGUUUUCAUUAUGUGAAAGUGCAUGUACAAAUAGGGAAAACAUAAAAGGGAACACUCUACUUGUGUACAAGACCGUUAUCUCUAUCCUGAAAUCCAUAAAUUAUGAAGAUUCUUUGACAGCAUAGGUACUUGGUGUUGGCAAGUGAAGAGGUGUGAAGAUAAAGCCCAACAGCAAUGAUUGUUUCAGUGCUGCUGACGUGUCCCCUUUCACAGUCACACCUGGCAACUGAAUUUCUUUGCAAGCUGGAGCAUGCAGCAUUACUGCCAUUGACUGUUACUGCUGUGCUUUCAUUUCAAUAAUGUUCCCAUUCAAAAUAUUGCCAGCAAGUUCAUGGGCUAAAGGACCUAUGUAAAGGGAAUGCAAAUCGCUGAAUUGUGAGCUGCCCUGCUGUAGGCACAGGUACUAUGUACUACCAUGGACAAAUGACGCACAAACAGGAAACUGUAAAAUAGAGCACUUCUUACAAGUGCUAACACGAGUGUGAUCUCGUACUGUUAUUAUCCUGUCGCCAAAUAUAGUAGGCAGUUCAUACUAAGACUACAUUCUGAAAUCAUGACAGCGCAAUGCAAAGUGAUGAAAUGCAGAAAUUAAAUGGUGUGUUCCAGUCAGGCAAUUGUGUUCACGUUUUCUUUGUCCGUGUCAGUAAUAUGCUGUCAUCUCUUUGGAUGCGUGCUUUGUCUUGCCGCUAUUGUGGUCCAUAAACUUUUCUGGCAACUGUGCAUUCUGUGUAGCACGAACGGUGUCUACUUCAAUUUAAAGAUGCAGUGCCAUCAUUUGCCUUUUUCUAGUGCCUUUUAUCUUAAUGCGCCGUUGCAGCAUAACACGGCAUAGCUAUCCAAGUUUAGCAAUGUGAUAUUGCAUGUGUAGUCUAGAAAAUAGUCGGUAAGCACUAGUGGAAUAAUGUGCUAGCAUGCUUGUGCAAUCUGUUUUAUGUUGUUGACUUUGUCAUAUUUAUCCUUGCAUAUAGACAGACGUACUGUCUGUGUCAAGAGGAGCUAAUAAACUGGAUGUGUUGACGAAA
Molecule: messenger RNA, 7007 nt
Organism: Dermacentor albipictus
Lineage: Eukaryota; Metazoa; Arthropoda; Arachnida; Ixodida; Ixodidae
Molecular function (GO): S-adenosylmethionine-dependent methyltransferase activity
Source: RefSeq, a predicted model, not a curated record